Messenger RNA from Symbiodinium sp. CCMP2592, 1440 nucleotides. The record is from the annotation of a GenBank genome assembly. NCBI's taxonomy places the organism in Eukaryota, Dinophyceae, Suessiales, Symbiodiniaceae.
AUGGCAAAGCGCCGCUUCAAGCUCCUUGCGUUGGCCUUGUCCAUUAUGGUGGCCAGGUCUUUCGUUGCUCCGCUUGAGACAUCGCGAAUCACCCAAGUUGGCAGACACAAGGCCCCAAGAAUCACGAGAUGGGCGUUCGACGCUUCGAAUGCUGCCCAGUAUCUAGAACCAUUCGUCGCUGUGCUUGGGUUAUCACUGAAGGACGUCGUACAGGGAGUUCAGGUUGCAAACAGCAACAUCGUGUCGCUUUCGAGGCAGGAUACGUUGGUGAACUCCGACGAUGCCCAAGACCACGCAGAAAGCCUUGCAGAAGCCUUGCUGGCGGAAAGUGCAUCACCUGAUUUCCGCAACAUCUUCUUGCCGAAGAUUUCGUUGCCGCGGAUCCCUGUGAACGGUACGAAGUUUCAGCUUCUGGUGAGCAGCGUAUUGUCAGAUACGAAUUUCACCGGGGCCUCUUCCAUUCACGCGGAACCUGGUGUAGGCAAAUCAGUUGCUGCAGCUUUGGCCAUGCUCGAAUGGGCGAAGUACGCACCAAGGUCAAUCACAGUUUUAUUCAGUGGCAGUGUUGCACGCCUUAAGGAGUUCUUUAAGGUCGAAGACAUCACCUUGGUGCCUGUUGUUGCAGGAUUCCUGUACCCGAUCUUGGCGGAAGAAGGGGUUCGCUUACAACUCAUACUGGACAACAUUUUCGACACAGAUUUGGCAGAAGGUAAGAUGGUGAUGGACCUUGCCAAGGCUGCGUUCCAGCAUGGACAGAUCAUCGUCAUUACGCAGUCGGAAAUGGUUGCAAAAGGUGUCGCAAAGCUCAAUGGGCUCCGAACACGGCUGGCCCCACAGCAGCAGGAUGCGAAGGAGUAUCGAUGGAGUGAGACGCAGGCACUCCAACUCUUUGCGGGCUUGGAAGCAGCAAACGGGGUCAAGAGCUCUGAUACCGAACAGAUCGAGGAUGCAGUGAAGAAGUCGGUGGAGAAGUUCAAAACGAAUCCUGUCAUGAUCGCCGAGAAUUUGGAUGGGGCGCGGUUUCCUGACGGCGGAUGGAGUCCAGUGGGCAUCAUCCAGUUCCAGCGCUCAGGCCAGCAGCCUGUCUCAGCUGCAGGCAGUACUUCGGCAUCCACCGUCGUCUGGGUGAGGGAGCUGAUCCGCAAGGAUGGGACGGUCGCCGCCAAGUCUCGUCAAGAGGGCGAGGAUAAGCUGGAGCCGGCGUUUAAGGUGUCCCCAAAGGACCACCCAGACGCGAGACUCAAUGAUGUGGACGACUUGAAGAAAGCCAUCAAGCAGACGAAGUCUAACGCCCUACGAGACGUUGAUCCCGAUCAAAUCGACAUCUACCUCCGCUCAAAAGAAGCUGGGGGGUGGCAACUCGUCGAAGACGAAUCGGAAGUCCUGCGUCAGGACAGCACCAGGCAAGACUGCUACGGCUUUUUGCCGCGACGGACUUGA